Malurus melanocephalus (red-backed fairy wren) is the source of this 3088-nucleotide messenger RNA. It is a transcript of the gene NHLRC2, whose product is annotated as NHL repeat containing 2. The transcript is spliced from 11 exons. The record is from RefSeq and is a predicted model, not a curated record. Gene Ontology annotation, molecular function: protein binding. Lineage: Eukaryota; Metazoa; Chordata; Aves; Passeriformes; Maluridae. The coding region runs from base 204 to 2384 and encodes 726 amino acids.
GAAUGUGCUGCUGUGGAUACCAAGGAUACGUAAAAACUGGGAAUAAGUGAGGAGGUCCCGCUUUAAGACAGACGAGUUACUGCGUKUCUGUGCUUUGUGCUUUCUUUUCUUUGUUAAUCGCGGUUUUCCGCCCUGGCGCCGCGGGCGGUGCCGAAUGUGCGGCGSUGAAGCGCCAGGCCGGUAAACAGCGGCCGGGUGAGGCGAUGGCGGCGGGCGGGCUGGCGGGGCUCCUGCCCGCCCAGACACAGCUCGAGUACGCGCUGCUCGACGCCGACACUGCCCAGGAGAAGGAGAACCUGGUCUACCAGUACCUGAAGAAAAUGGACAGCCGCGAGCGGGACCUGACGGUGCCCGAGCUCGGCGGAGAUCUGCAAUGGUUAAACACUGAAGGUCCUAUUUCUCUUCACAAAGACCUUUGUGGAAAAGUUGUGGUGUUGGAUUUCUUCACUUACUGCUGCAUCAAUUGCUUGCACCUGCUGCCUGACCUCCACGCCUUAGAGCACCAGUACUCUGAUAAAGAUGGUCUUGUUAUUGUUGGUGUCCAUUCAGCAAAAUUCCCGAAUGAAAAGGUUCUGGAUAACAUUAAAAGUGCUGUUCUGAGAUACAAUAUUGUCCACCCUGUAGUAAAUGAUGCAGAUGCAACAUUGUGGCAUGAAUUAGAAGUGUCCUGCUGGCCAACUCUGGUCAUUCUUGGGCCUCGUGGAAAUAUGCUGUUUUCUCUUGUUGGAGAGGGACACAGAGAGAAAUUGUUUUUAUUUACUUCUAUAACACUGAAAUUCUACAAGGAAAGAGGACAAAUCAAAGAUAACAACAUUGGAAUAAAGCUCUACAGAGAUUCCCUUCCACCUUCUCCUCUGCURUUUCCUGGCAAAGUGACUGUAGAUGAUUCAGGAGAAAGGCUGGUCAUAGCAGACACUGGACAUCACAGGAUUUUGGUUACUCGUAAAAAUGGACAAAUUCUACACAGUAUUGGAGGUCCAAACAGCGGAAGGAGAGAUGGAGGAUUUUCAGAGGCAGCUUUCAACUCRCCACAAGGGAUUGCUAUAAAAAAUAAUGUUAUUUAUGUAGCUGAUACAGAAAAUCACCUAAUUAGAAAGAUUGACCUGGACUUGCAGRUGGUGACCACUGUAGCAGGCAUUGGGAUACAAGGUGUUGAUAAGGAAGGUGGAGCAAAAGGAGAAGAACAGCCUAUCAGCUCUCCCUGGGAUGUGGUCUUUGRAAGUUCAAUUUCAGGAACGCAGGAAGAUGAUGUGUUAUGGAUAGCWAUGGCAGGCACUCAUCAGAUAUGGGCACUGAUGUUGGAAGGUGGAAAACUACCAAAGGGAAGUGACUUAAAGAAAGGAGUCUGCCUUCGUUUUGCUGGGAGUGGAAAUGAGGAGAACAGGAACAACGCUUACCCCCACAAGGCAGGGUUUGCCCAGCCCUCGGGGCUCUCCCUGGCGCCCGAGGAGCCCUGGAACUGCCUGUUCGUGGCCGACAGCGAGAGCAGCACCGUGCGAACCAUCUCCCUCAAGGACGGGGCAGUGAAGCACCUUGUAGGAGGAGAGAGAGACCCAUUGAAUUUGUUUGCCUUUGGUGAUGUGGAUGGAGCAGGCAUAAAUGCAAAGCUGCAGCAUCCUUUAGGAGUAACAUGGGACAAGAARAGAAAGCUGCUGUAUGUGGCUGAUUCCUAUAAUCAUAAGAUUAAGGUUGUGGAUCCCAAGAUGAAGAACUGUGCUACUCUGGCAGGCACAGGAGAAGCAAGCAAUGUUGUUGGUUCCACCUUUACACAGUCAGCUUUUAAUGAACCAGGAGGUUUGUGUGUUGAAGAGAACGGCCGCCUGAUGUAUGUUGCAGACACAAAUAAUCACCAGAUUAAAGUGCUGGAUUUGGAAACAAAAAUUCUUUCCAUGUUGCCUAUCCUGAAGCCAGAAGCAUGUGAUGUUCCAGAUAACCUGCCUGUGCAAAAGGAUAAAAUAAGAAACCUUCCAAGGCUGCCUAAAUCUGCACCAAAUAUUCAACUUCCUUCACUAACYAUAGCUCCUGGCCAGACAAUUCAGUUUUUAUUAAAGUUGACUCUUCCUCCGGAUUCAAAACUGAAUGAAGAAGCUCCCAGUGCCUGGUUUAUCACAGCAGAAGAUAAUGCCUGGUUGCUUCAAGGACAGUGCCUGACAGGAGAAAUAAAGGAUGUUUCCUGUCACACUGUCAUUCCCUUUCAGUUGCCUGGAAGCUGUGUGUCAGCUGAAGCCACCCUGGCCAUCAAAGCGUGCCUCUACUACUGCAGCAAAGGUAGCAGUGCCUGUAUGAUGGCAGGAGUCUCGUUCAGCCAGCCCUUGCAGGUCACUGGCACAAACCAAGGCAGCUYUGCACAAGUGGAACUGAUACACACCUUUGUAACCAACUAACACAAAGCCAGCUGAUUUCACACAUUAUUUUGCUAUCCACCAUUUCUGUUGGGGCAUGUACACAUAGAAAACUUCUCUUUGUUUUUUCCUGGAGCUUAUGACAAAGCUAAGAAAUAAUAUGCCUGGUAAAAUGAAGUAGUUUUCCCUACAGCCUAACAGGAAAAUUUAUCACCACCUCAUUUCUUUGCAUUACAGUAGCAGCAAUAACUUUGUAAUACAGACUCUGUUGCCAAUUGCGAACAUACUGGAUGUCUGCCAGUCUUAAGAAAUGAGCAACGAUUUUUAGAGUCCUUUGGAAAGAGCUGGUGUUACCUUGUGAUGUUGCUGUAAGAUCUUUGCACUGUAAGUAUUGUUAGAGUAGAUCAUUUUGGACUAACACUUUUGUGCCCUUAUUACAUUUUAAUAGAAUGUCAGAAGGAAGUUUCUUUCUCCAGUCUGUAAAAGAAGUAUCUUGCUUAUUUUUCUGUAAUGACACUUAUGACACAUGAAUUUUGAAAAUACAUCUUAAACUAGGUGCAGCUCUAGUUUUAUGCAAACUGAGUAUUUUGCUUUAACUMAACAUGACCGCCUUAUAUGAAGAGCAAAGGUUCAUGGAAAAAUUUCUGUGAAAGGAAGCAUUCAAGUUCCUGCAGAAGAAUUUCAUGCUGAUUUUUAACAAAGAAUGUGCCUCUCUGCAAUGUAUAUAAAUAUAUAUAUAUAUAUAU